UCUGUCGGUAGUUCGCUUUGAUUUUGCUCGUUGUCAUCGUACAAGAGGAACAAGUGUCGGUUUCGCUCGUGCGUGGUUUUCGUCGGUGAAAAAUUUCUGCCUGUGGAAUGCUUCGCCUUUGUCGUGGUUUUUUGUCUCAUUUUUCGCGUCCAACAGUAGAAUUUCUAUCGGUCAUUGCGUCUGUUCGUUUCAGAACUGCAACUCGGACUUUUCGUGCAGCCUCAUCGCUUUCGUUCACACCACCACUUCGUAACUCUCCG
Molecule: messenger RNA, 260 nt
Organism: Amoebophrya sp. A120
Lineage: Eukaryota; Dinophyceae; Syndiniales; Amoebophryaceae
Source: the annotation of a GenBank genome assembly